AUGCAUGCUCUUGCCCUGUUCACCGCUGCACUCGUAUCGUUCGCUAGCGCUCAAGCUCUUUUCGAGGAGGAAGACCUCCAGUCGUCCGACACCAUCAGCCGGGACUGCGAACCAGAGGAAGUAUGCGUAGCCAAUUGUAGCAACGGCAAGGUAUGCGUGUACGCAGAUAUCCCAGGACUGUACGAAGGCAAGGCCUGUUGCAACGGUGACUGCGAUCCUGCUCCGAACGACGGCAAGCCUUGUCCCGAUAAUGGAGGGGAAGGAGGCGGCGGCGGUGGUGGUGGUGGUGGUGGUGGUGGUGGUGGUGAUGAUGGCGACUCUUAUUCACCAUGCGACGAAUCUUACUGUUAUGGUAAUCCUAACGGAUCCCAAUGCUGUAUCAAAGAUGAACCUCAGGACAUCAGUAUCAUCGUCGUCAUUGGCAAUCAACCUAAGCCAUUCUGCUGCGACCCAGACACGGACGAUGUUUGCUGUUAG
This is a messenger RNA of Cercospora beticola, 477 nucleotides long. RefSeq lists its product as uncharacterized. Lineage: Eukaryota; Fungi; Ascomycota; Dothideomycetes; Mycosphaerellales; Mycosphaerellaceae. The record is from RefSeq and is a predicted model, not a curated record.